Messenger RNA from Anoplophora glabripennis (Asian longhorned beetle), 1695 nucleotides. RefSeq names its product nucleoporin-like protein 2. The transcript is spliced from 3 exons. Bases 79 to 1584 code for a protein of 501 amino acids. Gene Ontology annotation, molecular function: metal ion binding. The record is from RefSeq and is a predicted model, not a curated record. NCBI's taxonomy places the organism in Eukaryota, Metazoa, Arthropoda, Insecta, Coleoptera, Cerambycidae.
UUUUAAUUUAAGUUUGACAGGUGACAGUAUGGUCAUAAGUAUAGAAAUAUUGGAAAUAGAAAUAUUUCAAGAAUAAGCAUGGUUGUAUGUAAAUUUUUCCUUCAGGGAACUUGUAAAUUUGGGGAUUUUUGCAAAUUUGAACAUCAAUUAAACGAUAACUAUACGAAUUUUCAAAACUCAACACCAAUACUAAGACAGUCUCAUUUUGGUAAUACCCAACAGCAAGCCAAACCUACCACAAAUCCUUCUAAUGUAGACACGAGUACUUUGGUCAAAUCUGUAGUAAAUGACAUGACAGUAGCGGAAAAAGGAGGCCAGUGGUUAUUAUCCUGCUAUGCUCCUUUCAAAGAAAAGCCUGCAUUUCCCAGUUUUGAAGAUCACAGCUUUGAGGAAAUUCGUUUGGGUUACUACGAAGCAGUAAAGAAUGGAACUCUCGAGCAAUUUAAGCAACAAGUACAAAUGAUGCUUCAACAAGCUGUAAUGAGGAUGAAAUCCUUGCAGUCACCAUCACCGGAUAUCGUCAACAUUUUAAAAUGCAUUUAUAAUACUCCUCCUUCCUCAUACUGUGGUGUAUACGGAAGUAACCCUGCCACCACAACCACUGCAUUCAAUAAUACAGCCAACACGUCUGGAGCUUUUAAUCAACAGCAAACAUCUUUUGGACAACAACCUACUUCUUCGGUGUUCCCCCAAUCUAAUCAAAACAUCUUUGCCAAGCCCACACAACCGCAAAAUCAAUUUGGUGGUGCGUCAAGUAUCUUCGGUGGUGGCGCAUCUCAAAACCAAGCAUUCAAAGGGCAGAGUAAUUCGAUUUUUCCAAACACUCAGACGCAGAUCGCUACUGAUAACAUUUUUCGUCACGCCAGUGGUAAUUUUGCAACUCAAGGUAGUAAUUCCUUAUUUGGGGGCCAGCCAACUACAACACAAGCCGGUACCAGCCCAGCUUUCGCUGGCCUACAGUCUACAAACGGCCCGAUGUUCAGUGGCGGGCAAUCUGCCGGGGGCUCGAUUUUUGGAGGUCAAGUGAACAAUUCUAUUUUUGGCGGGCAACAAAACGUUUCUCCUACAUAUGGUUCACAAACACAACCAAAUAGUGGCAAUGUUUUCAACAAUUCUUUUCCUAAUCAAAACGCUAAUAAUGCUUUUGGGCAGAGCAUCUUUGGUGUCUCCAAUGCUCAAGCCACUGUUCAAAACAUGCCUCAACAGGGGUCGGCAAAUAUUUUUGGAAUAGGGGCUAACCAACCUCAAAAUGCACAAAAAUCAAUGUUUGCCCAGCAACAACCUAUCUUUGCCCAACAGAAUGCCGGGACGGUUUUCAAUCAACAAGCGACUAGUCCUCCAUUUCGCCAGACGUCUUCCAGUGUUACAGAUGCGAAAAGUCAUUCUAAUAGUAUUUUUGGAAGCGGUCAGAACACUGUUAUUUCAAAUCCACAAUUCGGUCAAGUUCAGCAGGUUGACGAAUCCAUUUAUUCUAAAUUGGAAGAUUUAACCGAAGACGAGGUCAAGUGGUUUAACAGCGACGAUUUAGAUGUUUCGAAUAUACCAGAGAAACCUCCCACUUAUCAAAUGUGUUUUAAAACGUAAUGGAUUAAACGAUAUUAUUUAAUACGAUUUAUUCAAGUUUGUGAUAUAAUCUUUGCUGUACUCGUUUAGCAUUUUACAUUUAUAUUAAUAAAGUGUAGCAUGUUUGAAUUA